Molecule: messenger RNA, 4747 nt
Organism: Syngnathus acus (greater pipefish)
Lineage: Eukaryota; Metazoa; Chordata; Actinopteri; Syngnathiformes; Syngnathidae
Gene: mst1rb
Product: macrophage stimulating 1 receptor b
Exons: 21
Coding region: 281-4420 (1379 amino acids)
Biological process (GO): protein phosphorylation; nervous system development; positive regulation of kinase activity
Cellular component (GO): signaling receptor complex; membrane
Molecular function (GO): protein binding; ATP binding; transmembrane receptor protein tyrosine kinase activity
Source: RefSeq, a predicted model, not a curated record
CGAGAGGCGUGGGGACGAGGAGGAGCAAGCAGAACGAAAGCGUGCCGAGAGUCUCGAGUAGAGAAAUCCAAACUAUGAACCACGCCAAUUCUCGGACAAUUUACCUCACAUUAGGUAAGCCAGAGAACUGACAAGUGGGACAGAACGCCAAGAACCAAGCUACGAUGCUGCUGACGUCCCGUUCAGAUACCUCGACCUGGUGUUAAAGAUGCUUUUGUCUGGACGUCAUACCCGGAGGUGACCCUGAGUGCUGGUGGCCGACUCUGCAUCCCAGGUGGGGAUGGCCGGCCGGACCCCCCAGUGGGGGACGUGUGUCUGUCUUCAGACUCUGCUGGCCUUUGCCGUGGCCAGCUGUCCCUCCCUGGCCCCAAACACAGUCAAUUUCUCGGUGGUUUACACCAUGCCCUUUUUCCAAGCCCGUGGCCCGAUCCAGAACAUUGUCAACAACUCCUUCUACCAGGAAGUGUAUGUGGCCUCGCAAAAUGUCAUCGAAGCCGUCAACAGAAGCUUGGAGAAGACAUGGGGACUUCGGACCGGGCCGGUGGGGAGUCCGGAAUGUCAGGUUUGUGAUUUGUGUCAAAUAGACAGAGACCCCAACUUCUCGGAGGACACAAACAAUCAGGUGUUGUUGCUGGACACCCUCUUCAUGUAUUUGUAUUCGUGUGGAAGUUCCCAGUAUGGCGUUUGCUAUUUUCACCAACUCACCAACGACGGAGAGCCACCAUCUAUUUCCAAGUGCUUGUUUCGAGCCGGUUCAAACUCUGCCGCUUACUGUCCCGACUGUGUCGCCAGCCCUCUUGGUACCAAAGUCACCAUGGUGGAGGAAGGUCAGACGGUCUACUUCUUUGUCGCCGCUAGCGUCAAUGAAAGUGUUACUCAGCGUUACGGAAGGAAGUCCAUAUCUGUGCGUCGACCUCUGGCGACCGAAGACGGCUUCUACCGCGACGUCCGCGGCCUGACUGUCCUUCCCGGGCUGAGGAGGACUUACCACAUUGAAUAUGUCUACAGCUUUUUCACUCAAGAGUUUGUGUAUUUCCUCUCCGUUCAAAGAGAGAGUCCGGACCAGGAUUCAUCUCCAUUUCAAACUCGACUGGGCCGCCUUCCGCGGAAUGAAUGGGAGAUGAAACGAUACCGCGAGGUCAUCCUGGAAUGUCGUUUUGAACCGAAACGGCGGCGGAGGAACGUGGUCGGUGAACCUUACAGGGAUGUGGUGUACAAUGUGGUUCAGGCAGCACAUUUUGGCAAAGCCGGCAGGGAGCUGGCUGAAGAAUUGGGCGCGGAGGAGGAGGAUGACAUCCUCUAUGGAGUCUUCGCCGUCACGGAUGACAAUGGAGUCACCGAGCAUGAUUCAGCCCUGUGUGCCUUCCCUGUGGACAACGUCAACGAGGCCAUCGCCGACGGGGUGGAUGACUGCUGUGAAUCUGGACCCGAGCAACUGUCCAGGGGACUUUGCCACUUCCAGCCCUGUGAAAGCUGUCCUCAUGAGAGCAUGGAGAACAAUGCCACAUGCAGAGACCAUCCAACCAUGGUUUCCCAGCCCUACUACAGAGUGGACCUCUUCAACCGGCAGAUGACAAACGUCCUCCUCACCUCUCUGUUGGUGACCACCAUUGACAACAAGACCGUUGCCCAUAUGGGUACCUCCAACGGUCGGCUGCUGCAGCUGGUGCUGACAAGAUCCAGCCCGAUUAUCUUUGCCAAUUACUCUUUGGCAGAGAACCAAAGGAUCUCCUCCAUUGCUGCAGUUUACUCAUCAGAGUAUCUCCUGUUUGUGGUCGGAGACAAGAUGAUUCGGGUCCCACAGAGAGGACCGGGAUGUCAACACUUUCUGACUUGUGCCAUGUGUCUGAGAGCCCCGAAGUUUAUGAGCUGUGGCUGGUGCUCGGGCGUGUGUUCAUGGGAGAGCGAGUGCUCGAGUCAUUGGCGGAAUGAGUCCUGCCCGCCGCGGAUCACCGGGUUCUUCCCGCGGACUGCUCCCCCUGACGGUCAAACAGAGUUAACAGUGUGCGGAUGGGAGUUCCAGUCACCCCUAAGACCCGCUAUUACCUCCAGAAGCCACCAGGUUAGACUGGGACAGACAUCAUGCAUUGUGCUUCCUGUCAAGAGUAACAACACACACCUGGUGUGUAAGAUUCGCUCCGGGGCUACCGAUCUGUCAAAACCAGUCAACAUUACAGUGGAAGUGCACGAGGGCGAGGGAGGCAUGAAGGUGGAGGGACGAUAUGCCAUUGACGGCAAGGCACAAAUGCCCGGUUUUACAUUUCUGAUACCUAACAUCACAAAGAUCCAGCCCAACUAUGGGCCUCUCAUCGGGGGAACAUUGAUUACAGUGACUGGAGCUCACUUGGAUGCCGGAAGGACAAGGAGAGUCACGCUUGAUGGUGUGCCCUGUCCUAUAAAAAGAGUCACAAAGCCCAAAGGCAAUAUGUCUUCCAUCGUCUGUCUGUCCCAGCCCAUCUCAGAAGUGAGGGACGUACCUCUCAGUGUUUUCAUCGACAAGUCUCCCGUCAUCACAACAAAGGUUUUUUACUACAAAGAAAACCCCAAGAUUACAGCCGUCCUGCCUGAUUGUAGCUUUGACAGGGGAUCAAAUAUUUUGAUUGAAGGAGAGAACCUGGAUUCUGUUUAUCGUACUAUCAUCCACUUCAGACCUAAUGAGAGCCACUUGAAGCCUGUGACAAGGGAAUGCAUCGGCAAGGCCUUGUCCACAAGGAUGCAAUGUGUCACUCCGGUAUUCCCACGGGACGAGACAGAGGAAGGAGAGCUGUCCUUCGACAUGGAUGGAGCAAUGGGACUUUGGAACAAAGAGUUUUCCUACCACCCGUACGGCGAGCCAAUACCCUUUGAAACAGAAGGACACGAGUUGCAUUUAUACCCUGGCUUUGAUGAAGUUUCACUCCAUCAUCAGAAACUAAAUCUGGUGAGCUCCUGCAUGACCAUCAUCAUGACGGUGGCCGGUGUUGAUUGUGAUGCUAAAGUCCUGGAUAAUGAAAUCACCUGCAGGAUUCCCAAAAACUUAACCAUCCCAAGUGAAGGACUGCCUGUGAAGAUCUCCAUAAACGGACAGGUCCACAAUGUGGGUCGAGUAAUAAGGGUCAGCAGCCACUACAUGGUGGGGAUCGUGCUCGGGAUCCUCGCAGCUCUGGUAGCCGGGGCAGUGCUGGCCUUUGCUGUCAUGAAGCACCUGAGGAAGAAAAAGAAAGCUUCCAUGGUGGAGAGCCGUUUGGCCCACUGCGCAAGCCGUUCUGGGACAAAUUCUGUUGAGUUGUCACCGGUUGGCGACUACAGGAGAGUAGUACCCCUAAAUCCUCCGUCUCCCGUCGCCGGGCCUUUGGCCUUCCCCAGCCUGUCCUACGCUGCAGGCAGUAUAGACAUUACUCUCACGCCUCUCAUGGCUGCAGAGAAAAUUUCCAUUUCCAGUUUUAGACCAGAGUUAUUGGAGGAGGUGAAGGAUGUUCUUAUUCCGGCUGAAAUGCUCCUCGUGCAACACCAUCGCAUCAUUGGCAAGGGUCAUUUUGGAACAGUCUAUCAUGGAUAUUUCACGGAUCAUAGCAAUAGAGAAAAACACUGCGCUGUCAAGUCUUUGAAUAGGAUAACGGAUGUCGAAGAGGUGGAGCAGUUUUUGAAGGAAGGUAUCAUAAUGAAGAGUUUCCAUCACAUCAACGUGCUGUCUCUGCUGGGCAUCCUCCUGCCACAGGAAGGUCUUCCUCUGGUGGUUCUGCCUUACAUGAAACACGGAGACCUGCGCCACUUCAUACGCUGCCAGAAGAGGAACCCCACUGUGAAAGAUCUCAUUGGCUUCGGACUGCAGGUCGCCAAGGGGAUGGAGUAUUUGGCUCAGAAGAAGUUUGUUCACAGAGAUCUCGCAGCACGCAACUGCAUGCUGGAUGAAUCUUACACAGUCAAGGUGGCAGACUUUGGCAUGGCCAGAGAUGUUUUUGACAAGGAGUAUUACAGUAUUCAAGACCACAGAAAGGCCAAACUGCCCGUCAAAUGGAUGGCCAUUGAGAGUCUACGGACACAGAAAUUCACUUCCAAGUCCGAUGUGUGGUCCUUUGGCGUGCUGAUGUGGGAGAUGCUGACGAGAGGAGCAAGCCCUUACCCUGAAGUGGACCCUUAUGACAUCACGCACUACUUAUUGAAGGGCAGGCGCCUUCCUCAACCUCAGUACUGCCCUGGCCCUCUGUACAGCAUUAUGCUUGAGUGCUGGGACCCGGAUCCAGAAUUGAGGCCUAACUUUGCCACGUUGGUGUCUGCUAUCACCAGCAUCCUCUCGAGCCUCGAAGGAGAACAUUACAUCAGUCUGAAUGUCACGUAUGUCAACCUGGACCAGCCGAGGCCCUACCCAGCACUCACAGAGUCUGCUGACGAAUACGACUCCACGGACGCUGAUAGUCACUCGGAUUCCGUCUCCUCCUGAUCGUAUCCCCUUCAAACUGACCUGGCAUCAGUUUGAAACACAAGAGGACAAAAACUCAUUCAAGUAUGUUUUACCCUUAAGCAGCUGUCCAUUGGUCUGCCGUGUGUGUGUCUGCACACAAGUGCCACGCACUAGUAGCACUAAUUUUGUCUUGUACGACUAGUGUGUGAAAGUAUAUAGCAGUGGAAAAACCAAACAAAAGGACAAUCGCUGUCGUAGUUUGGACUAUUUAUACACUGACUUCUCUUGCAAGUGAGGACACUGUACUAGUUGCCUACAUGGAUGUUAUAGUGGCUCUCAAAAAAUAUUGAAUAAAUGCUCAAACGG